This is a messenger RNA of Bactrocera tryoni, 1135 nucleotides long. RefSeq names its product dihydropteridine reductase (gene Dhpr). Bases 228 to 962 code for a protein of 244 amino acids. Gene Ontology annotation, cellular component: cytoplasm. Gene Ontology annotation, biological process: tetrahydrobiopterin biosynthetic process; L-phenylalanine catabolic process. The record is from RefSeq and is a predicted model, not a curated record. NCBI's taxonomy places the organism in Eukaryota, Metazoa, Arthropoda, Insecta, Diptera, Tephritidae. Gene Ontology annotation, molecular function: 6,7-dihydropteridine reductase activity; NADH binding; NADPH binding. The transcript is spliced from 6 exons.
UGUAUCAGCUGGACAAUUAACAGUCGUGUGAAUUUACAAAAAGUUACAUAUUGCAAAUUUUUCGAAAACUUGAGAUUGGUGUUUAUAUUCAUUAUAUUUGUGAAAGGGCCAUUGCCUUCUGUUUGAUAUAAAGGCAACACGCAAACGCACAAAACGGCAACAACAUAAAUAUAUACAGACGUAUGUAUGUAUAACAACUGCAGUAGUACGAGUCAAACGUUGCAAAAAUGGCGAAUUCAGUAAAACAGUGUAUCAACAUGGUCGGUCGAGUACUGGUCUAUGGCGGCAAAGGCGCUUUGGGCUCUGCCUGUGUUUCCCACUUCAAAUCAAACAACUACUGGGUUGGUAGUAUUGAUCUCAGCGUAAAUGAAGAAGCGGACGCAAGCAUCGUGUUACCCCGUGAACUUAGUUGGGAACAACAAGAAGCUGAAGUGUUAACAAAGGUCGGCGAUGCUUUAAACGAUGAAAAAUUGGAUGCUGUAAUUUGUGUUGCAGGCGGUUGGGCGGGUGGUAAUGCCUCCAAGGAUUUGGCCAAAAAUGCUGAUUUAAUGUGGCGCCAAAGUGUUUGGACGUCAACUAUUUCGGCUGCUGUCGCUUCCAAAUACCUAAAAGAUGGCGGCUUAUUAACACUGACCGGCGCGCAACCAGCGUUACAAGGCACAUCCGGCAUGAUCGGUUAUGGUAUGGCCAAGGCUGCUGUCCAUCAGCUAACACGUUCACUGGCUGGGAAAAAUUCUGGUUUACCCACUGAUGCCAUCGCAGUUGCAAUCUUGCCAGUUACUUUGGAUACACCAAUGAAUCGCAAAUGGAUGCCAAAGGCAGAUUUUGGUUCAUGGACACCUUUAGCUGAAGUUGCCGGACUUUUCCAUAAAUGGACUCAAGGCAAGGAGCGGCCAAACUCUGGUGCCCUAGUACAAUUAAUCACUAAGGAUGGUGUUACACAAUUGGUAGAAGCUAACUAAAUAUUGGCAUGCAUUAUGGGAAACCGUCAAAAUCCGACUCGUGAACGUUAGGGAAAUAAGCAUAUGAUACAAACGUACAUACAUACAUAUAUAUAUUUAUUGAUUAACAGAUUGCAAAUUAUAGAAAAUAAUAAAUAUGAAUUCCAAAAGUUUGAAUUUCAAGUUGAUAUACA